ACGAUGGGUCCGACAAAAAUCACCCCCGAAGAUCAAGCUUUCAAUAUUAACUUUGUAGGAGAGGUGAAAAAACAUCCGUGUUUAUUCGACAGUUCGAACCCGGAUUACAAGCAGCAAUCGCUGCAGGACAGAGCCUGGCAAGAAGUAUCAAACAGCGUCAGAGAAAGUACAGACACCUGCAAAAAGCGGUGGCGUAAUUUAAGAUGUUGUAUGACCCGCUACCAGAAAUCGCUCCGUGACAGCAGUGAUCAGGCAGCGAAUGCAAGGCGGAAACCAUACUAUCUGUACAAUCACAUGCAGUUCGUGCUGCCACAUUUGAAGGCACGAGAGGAAAGCAGCGCCUACGAACCGGAAGAAACGUUGUGGGCAAAAGCAGAGAGUGAAUCUAUGAGCAAGCACGAGGAAGCGGAGGAGGAGGAGGAGGACGACGACGACGACGAUGACAUGGAAACGAACGAAUUUGAAGCAAUCGACGUACCGGAAGAGGAUCACAACCAGCAAAUUAAGGAGAGUAUUCUGGAUUCCAUAAAGAUCGUACCGAUAGGCCAAGAGCAACAGACGGUUGCAGACCACCAUCAUCACCACCAGCAACACGAGCAAGACAUACUUGAGCACAACGAAACAAAUCCCACCAACACAACAGCGUUCGAAAUUAUUGCUACACCUCCGCUCAAACAAGCCCGUCUGUCUAACACACAAACCAGCGUGGGUUCGGUCAGCCCGGCCGGGGGAAGUCCGCUACAAACUUCGGGAACGGAAUCGAAGCGAGAUUUGAUCGCCCAGCGUCAAUUCUUUACGAUCCAAACGGCAAACAUCCCCAUGUCAUGCUACUCUACCACACCGCUUACGUCCCAGACUCUGCCUCACCAUCAACAGCCGCAACAGCAUCAGCAGCAAACGAUUUCCCAACAACAGCUACAGACGCAAGUACCGCCGCAAUUUACCAUCAUUCCGAACACACCAUCAGCUGUAGCGAGCGAUGCUGAUCACAACUUUUUCCAGAGUAUCGUUCCCGAUAUACAGACGAUGACGAUGGAACAGAAGCGAAAGUUAAAAAUUGGCAUCCUACAGCUCAUAGAUGAUAUUCUCAAAACGUAA
Molecule: messenger RNA, 1098 nt
Organism: Anopheles maculipalpis
Lineage: Eukaryota; Metazoa; Arthropoda; Insecta; Diptera; Culicidae
Exons: 1
Coding region: 4-1098 (364 amino acids)
Biological process (GO): regulation of transcription by RNA polymerase II
Cellular component (GO): nucleus; transcription regulator complex
Molecular function (GO): DNA binding
Source: RefSeq, a predicted model, not a curated record